Adineta ricciae is the source of this 975-nucleotide messenger RNA. NCBI's taxonomy places the organism in Eukaryota, Metazoa, Rotifera, Eurotatoria, Adinetida, Adinetidae. The record is from the annotation of a GenBank genome assembly.
AUGUCGCUGGCCAGUAAACCAAUAGAAUCUCGUCACAAAAAAACGAUUUUCCUUACCAUAUCAACAAUGAAUAAUCUCUUUGAUAACACUGAGAAAUUCGUGAAAUACAAUCGAAAACAAUGCGACGCACCACAGAUUCAAAGUGUGUUAAAUCCAGCGAACGAAGUUUUUAUCAGUGAACAACAAGCGAGAGAUUUAGGAAUUAUUUUCAAUGGUUACUAUCGAAAUGGUUAUGGUGGAUUGAUUCCAUUAAAUAUCGCUGCCAACAAAGGUCUUGUUCAAUUCACUACUGAUGAUAAAAUCCAAAUUGAAUAUCAUUCGAGACAAUCACCGAUUCAGACUAUUCUUACUAUCCAUGAAGUUUAUGAUAGUACUCGUCAAUGUAUGAUUCCGUGUCGGCAAGCAAUCGAGAAGGGUUAUGUUAAGCUUCAAACAUUUUCAUAUUUGUCCAUGACAAUCCAUGAUGCAUUUUAUCGAGGAUUGAUCACCGGUGAAUUGUCGACCAAAGUAACUGAGUCGAAACCGAUCAUUCAUGUCAAUGACAAGAGUGAUGUUGAGUAUGACAACGUAUUUUCAUCAUUGACAAAUAUCAUCAAUUGUUUGAGUGAAUUUCGAAACGCGAUUCAUAUCAGUGAUCAAUGUGAAUUAACUUCCCAGGGUUUUAUUCAAGAGAAGAAAACUGGGAAAGAAUAUCUGCUGACACAAGCAAUAGAACUUGGAUUUGUAUCUAUCAAAGAUAUUUCGUCGAAAAGUCAAUGUAAACAGUCAACAAAUGAUUCAACUCUAGUCAAUGAAACAAUGUCAACAACAAUCAUGAAUGACAGUCGAAAUGAUCAUGAAUUGAUGCCGUAUUUUUCGGAUACGUUCAUCUUCGAUCUGCUCAAAGUGACCAAUGAUCCACUGAACGAAUACGAUACAUGUGAGCGAUUUCAAACAGCUGCAAAACAAUUCUUAUCUCCAUUGAAUACAUGUUAA